Onychostruthus taczanowskii (white-rumped snowfinch) is the source of this 3528-nucleotide messenger RNA. RefSeq names its product FtsJ RNA 2'-O-methyltransferase 3 (gene FTSJ3). The record is from RefSeq and is a predicted model, not a curated record. Gene Ontology annotation, biological process: rRNA methylation; maturation of 5.8S rRNA from tricistronic rRNA transcript (SSU-rRNA, 5.8S rRNA, LSU-rRNA); maturation of LSU-rRNA from tricistronic rRNA transcript (SSU-rRNA, 5.8S rRNA, LSU-rRNA). Gene Ontology annotation, cellular component: nucleus; nucleolus; preribosome, large subunit precursor. Gene Ontology annotation, molecular function: rRNA (uridine-2'-O-ribose)-methyltransferase activity; rRNA (guanine) methyltransferase activity. The transcript has 21 exons. NCBI's taxonomy places the organism in Eukaryota, Metazoa, Chordata, Aves, Passeriformes, Passeridae. Bases 354 to 2852 code for a protein of 832 amino acids.
GGCAGGCUUCAGGGGAGAACAGCGGGGCCGGGCUGCCCGGGGCGCGGGUGAGCCUGAGGGGGCAGUGCCGGGAGCGAUGAGGGGGCGCUGGGGGGGACUGGGAGGGCGGUGAGGGAGGAACUGGAGGGGCACGGAGAGGGGUAACGCGGGCACCACUGAGAGAGAGCUGGAGAGACACGGGGGGACACUGGAGGAGACACUGGGAGGACACUGAGAGAACACCGAGGGAGGCCGGGGCUCCCCCGCAGCGCCUCGGGGACCCCAGGCCGUCCCUCAGCCCCGUGUCCCCCCAGGCCCGAGCCCUCGGCUGACAGCACAUCCCAGCCCCCACGAGGGGCCGCCCCACCACCACCAUGGGCAAGAAAAGCAAACUGGGCAAGAGCCGGCGGGACAAGUUCUACCACCUGGCCAAGGAGACGGGCUUCCGCUCCCGCUCCUCCUUCAAGCUGCUGCAGCUCAAUCGCAAGUUCCAGUUCCUGCAGAAGGCCCGGGCCCUGCUGGACCUGUGUGCGGCCCCUGGCGGGUGGCUUCAGGUGGCUUCCAAGUUCAUGCCGGUGUCCAGCCUGAUCAUCGGGGUGGAUUUGGUGCCCAUCAAGCCCAUUCCCAACGUGGUGACCCUGCAGGAGGACAUCACCACCGAGAAGUGCCGCCAGGCCCUGCGCAAGGAGCUGCAGACCUGGAAGGUGGACGUGGUGCUGAACGAUGGAGCACCCAACGUGGGAGCCAGCUGGGUGCACGACGCCUACUCCCAGGCCAACCUGACCCUCAUGGCCCUGAAGUUGGCCUGUGAGUUCCUGUGCAAGGGUGGCUGGUUCAUCACCAAGGUGUUCCGUUCCCGGGAUUACCAGCCCCUGCUGUGGAUCUUCCAGCAGUUCUUCCAGAAGGUCCAGGCCACCAAGCCCCAGGCCUCUCGCAACGAGUCUGCUGAGAUCUUUGUGGUGUGCCAGGGUUAUCAGGCUCCAGACAAAAUUGACAGCAAGUUUUUUGACCCCAAAUAUGCCUUCAAGGAUGUGGAGGUUACCGCCAAGUCUGUCAGUGAGCUGGUCAGCAAAAAGAAGCCUAAGGCCGAAGGCUACGCCGAGGGUGACACCACCUUGUACCACCGCUUCACCCUCAUGGACUUCCUCAAGGCUCCCAACCCCGUGGACUUCCUCUCCAAGGCCAAUGAGAUCACACUGGGGAAUGGGGAGCUGGAGAAUCACAGCUCCACCACAGAGGAGCUGCGCCAGUGCUGCAAGGACAUCCGAGUGCUGGGCCGCAAGGAGCUCAGGGCCCUGCUGAACUGGAGGACGAAGCUGCGGCGGUUCCUGGCCAAGAAGCUGAAGGAGCAGGCAAAGGAGUUGGAUAUCAACCUGAGCUCCGGUGAGGAGGAGGAGGGCAGGGAGGAGGAGAAGAAGGAGAAGAUGGAGGCGAAAGCUGCGGCUGCUGAGGAGGCAAAGGAGCAAGAGGAGGUGGAGCUGGCCUUGGCAGAAAUGAAGGCCAAGGAGCUGGCAGAGCUGAAAAGGAAGAAGAAGAAGAUCCUGAAGGAGCAGAGGAAGCAGCGGGAGCGUGUGGAGCUGAAGAUGGACCUGCCUGGAGUGUCCAUCGCCGACGAUGGUGACACCAGCAUGUUCUCCCUGAAGAGCAUCCACAGGACCCCGCUGCUGGAUGAGCUGUCCCGCGGGGACAUGGCCUCUGCUGACGCCCUGCUGGAGAGCAGCCCUGGGGACGAUGACAUUUACGUGUCGGAUCACGACGAAGAGGACGAUGUGUCCCUGGCCAGCGACCUGGACCCGGAGGAGCUGCUGGAGAUCGAGGCCCGGCAGCGGAAGCUGCAGCGGGAGCAGCCAGGGAAGAGGGCAAAGUUUAAGCAGAAGAAGGAGGAGGAGGAGGAGCAGGAAGUGGAGAAUCCCCUGCUGGUCCCCCUGGAGGAGAAAUCUGUGCUGGAAGAGCGACAGACCAGCCUGUGGUUCGGGAAGGACGCCUUCGCUGGCAUCGAGGAUGAUGCGGACGAGGAGCUGGAGCUGGGCCAGGCCCAGAUGUUGGCUGAGAGGCAGCGUGAGGCUCAGAGAGACAAAACAACAAAGAAAGAGCAGAAGAAGAAGAAGAAGAAGGUGGCCCAGGAGGAGGCUCCAGCUGAGCCCAGCCCUGCAGCAGCCACAGAUCCUGAUGCCAGUGAAGCUCAGGAGGAGCAGAGCAGUGACGAUGACAGCAGCAGUGAGGAUGAGAGGCCACUGGCACCGGUGGGGAGGAAGCGGGGCCGUGUCGAGCCCUGUGGCUUCGAGGUGGUGCCUAUUGAGAAACCAGUGAAAAGAGUCCUGGAUGCUGAGGGUCUGGCCCUUGGCUCUGUCAUUGCCACCUCCAAAAAGGCCCGGCGGGACCUCAUCGACGACUCCUUCAACAGGUACUCGUACAACGAGGAGGAGGGGGAGCUGCCCGAGUGGUUCACGGAGGAGGAGCGGCAGCACCGGCGCCGGCAGCUGCCCGUGGACAAGCAGACAGUGGAGGCCUAUCGGCAGCGCUGGAAGGAGAUCAACGCCCGCCCCAUCAAGAAGGUGGCAGAGGCCAAGGCCCGCAAGAAGAAAAGGAUGCUGAAGAAGCUGGAGCAGAUGAAGAAGAAGGCCGAGGCUGUGGUGAGCACCGUGGACAUCUCAGAGCGGGAGAAGGUGGCCCAGCUGCGCCGCAUCUACAAGAAGGCCGGGCUGGCCAAGGAGAAGCGGCAGGUCACCUACCUGGUGGCCAAGAAGGGCGUGGGACGCCGGGUGCGGCGUCCCCCCGGUGUCAAGGGCCAGUUCAAGGUGGUCGACAGCCGCCUCAAGAAGGAUGUGAGGGCUCAGAAGCGCAAAGAGCAGAAGAAGAAGCGCCACAAGUGAGGUGGGAGUGGCUCCAUCCCCAGCAAGAGACUCUGCUCGGGGCACAGAGCUGGCUCCUGUGCCCCACUGCCACCUCAGGAGCCCUGGGGACAGGGCUGGGGUUUGGCCACACCUUGUUUAUUCCGUGCCUGGCUGUGACAGUGCCUCAUGCCCUCCCCUGGGCACAGAGGGGUCAUUUGGCUCCAGUGCUGUGGCCCUGGUCCCUGACCACAGCUCCAGGUGUCACCAGGCUGGCUCUGCUCAGUGACUCACCCUGGGGACAUCACAGGAGCAUCCAUGUCAGCCCCAGCUGUCCCCAGGGAGGGUGUGGCUCUGGGGGACACCUCUGGGCCAGAUUUGUCACUGAGGUGGCAGAACAGAGUGGUACCUCUGCCUGGAGCAGCUGCUCAGGACAGCAGAGAUUAAUUAACCUGUGAGGGUGCCCAGGGCUGUGUCAUGUGCCUGGGUGAGGUGAAGGACCCAUGCUGUACAUGCCCUUGUGCCAUGUCACAGGCAGAGAGGGCACUGCUGGCUGUGUUCUGUACAGCUGCUCAUGCCUCAAGACCUCACCCAACUUUGUCUGACAGGGAUUGACUCUCCUGACCUUCACCUGCUGCCCCAAGCCACAGCAGCCAACCUCUCCCCUCUGUCCCCACCCCCUUCUCCCUCAAGGAGAAGAAAGACCAAGAGUAAAGAA